AUGAAGCCUUCUCAAACGGUAUUGCCAAAGCUGACCCGAUGGCCAGUGACAGAACACAAAGACCGACAGGGCUUUGGACCGUCUCCUCUCUUCCCACCCAACCUCCUUCCGCCUAUUGAUAACGAACCGCGACUGGCAAGAUGUAUGAUACCAUACUUCAGCAGGGAAGCCCUCCCGGAACGUGCUAUCAACCAGAUGGGGCCCCUCUAUGAACUCAACAUUCCUCGAUCCGGACUUGGUUGCGGUUUCUCGGCGGCUGCGUUCUCCAUGGAAGAGCUCAACAUUCUACCCUCGUGGCUGGUGACGACAGGUACCAUCGUGCACUUCGACACGGGAUAG
This is a messenger RNA of Exophiala oligosperma, 339 nucleotides long. RefSeq lists its product as uncharacterized. Lineage: Eukaryota; Fungi; Ascomycota; Eurotiomycetes; Chaetothyriales; Herpotrichiellaceae. The transcript has a single exon. The coding region runs from base 1 to 339 and encodes 112 amino acids. The record is from RefSeq and is a predicted model, not a curated record.